This is a messenger RNA of Prorocentrum cordatum, 1208 nucleotides long. The record is from the annotation of a GenBank genome assembly. Lineage: Eukaryota; Dinophyceae; Prorocentrales; Prorocentraceae.
AGGUCGCGUCCGCGCGCGGCGGCCCUUCCGAGGGGGGCUCCCAGCGGCCCUCGAGAGGGGUGCCCGACGGGCCGGGGGCCGCGCAUGGCGGGCAGCGCCGACGCUCGGCCGCUGCAGGACCCUGGCUGCUGAUUGCCGAAGGCCUGCUUCUACGGCGCGCAGACAGUAUCGCCGCCGGCGUAGACCAUGGGCCGGUCCAGAUCGCCCUCGGGGGGCCGCGGCCGCCGGAGCCGCAGCCGCAGCCGCGGCGGUGGGAGGCCACGCAGCCGCAGCCGCGGCGGGAGGGAGUUCUGCAAGGAUUAUACCCGCGGAGAGUGCAACCGGGGCGAGUUCUGCCGCUUCUCGCACGAUUUCAAGCCCGCCAUCCCGAGCCGCGACGCCGGCGGCUGCGGCGGCUGCGGCGUCCCAGUGUCCAGCAUGCCGCCGAUGCGGCCGCCGGGGGGCAGCUCGCUGGCAACCUACGACAGUUCUGGCCGCGAGAUGUGCGGCGACUUCAAGAGGGGCGACUGCCGCAGAGGAGACCGCUGCAGGUACUCUCACGGGGACACCGGCUCCAUGGGCUCGGCAGCAGCAGGCUGCGGCGCGCCCAUGGGUGGCGCCAUGUCCUCGAUGGGGGGCAUGAUGGGCAUGAUGGGCAUGCCUGGCAUGAUGGGUAUGCCUGGCAUGAUGGGCAUGCCACCCAUGGGCAUGCCUCCAAUGGGUAUGGGCAUGCCGCCGAUGGGCAUGGGCAUGCCGCCAAUGGGCAUGCCAGGGAUGGGCGGCAUGCCGCCCAUGGGCAUGGGGGCGCCCGCCCGCCCAUGACGCCUGCCUGCAUGUGUCUGUCGCAAGCCAGUAUUCGCAAGCGUUGACAGCAUCUGAUCAGUGGGCUGUCGUGCCCAAACUGAAAGUCAGCGAAAGGAUUGGAACAAGCAUAUUAUAAUUUAAGCGGUGCUGAUACCAGAAUGAGACAUGGACUUGCAGCAGCGGCAUGCUGUAGUAGGAGCCAGUGCUGCCGUCACAAUUGUCGUGGCACCGAGCACCGUUGACAAUAGCACCUCCAGCGGCAAGGACACAAGCGAACGGGCCCUCCAAGCCUUCCAGAUUGUCUCGCGGAGACUUGGCCCCGGUGCGAACCUUCGAAGGGGCAUGGCUCGACCGGGCCGUACCCUCCGACGUUUUCGAGGAGCCUCGCCCCGCAGGAAGUGAGGGGGAACAGGGCGGCGGGAGGA